Cryphonectria parasitica EP155 is the source of this 681-nucleotide messenger RNA. RefSeq lists its product as uncharacterized. The transcript has 2 exons. NCBI's taxonomy places the organism in Eukaryota, Fungi, Ascomycota, Sordariomycetes, Diaporthales, Cryphonectriaceae. The record is from RefSeq and is a predicted model, not a curated record. The coding region runs from base 1 to 681 and encodes 226 amino acids.
AUGCACAGAGAUGCCCACCUGCUGCCUGGCCUACGCCCCGCUCUGGUCGCCAAGAUGUCCGUCGGCCUCCUCUUCGUGAUAGCCCCCGAGGCAAACGAGAACUCUAUCAAUCGCUGCCUGCUUCACCUGAAGGACUGGGAAUACGGCAGCGGCGACAGAUUCCGUAUAGUCACGUCCAAAUCGACAGACGCCCUCCUGCAAUGUCUCGUCCCGCCGCCCCAUCCGAAACCUGAUGCGAUACCCCAGCUGCCUGAGACGUCAGCACCCGUGCCCCCGAGCCUGGUAGAGGAGAACGAGUGGGCAGGCGCCAGCAUUUCCGACGUUGAGGCGUUCUGCUUGGCGUUGAGCCAGUCCGAGACGCGCUCGCUCAACUACUCGGAGGUUGUCGUCCUGGAUGCUGAAGGGAUCGACAAGCAGACCUGUGUCCUGAUGUCUCGCCCGUACGACAUGGAUUACUUUGAGAAGUGCCGGUUUCCGUGGUACCAAACCUACCUGAUCUGGUGUAAUCUGGAUAUCGCAAAUAUGGAUUGGGAGGACUACGUGGGCGAAGAACCUGCAGAGGGUAUGGAAGAAAGGUGGCGAACUUCUAUUGUGGAGGAUCAAGGGGAGUUCCUUUCUGACGAGAAUAGAAAGCUGCGAGACAAGGCCAUCAGAGAGUUGGAGGACUUGGACAAAGCUUAG